AUGCAUAGCUGCACUGCCACUUUAGAGAUAAGGCUACUUGCAUUAGUGGGACUGCUUCACUUAGUAUCUGGCACCGCCAAUUGGCAUACGGCUAGCGAUGGACGACAAUAUCUAAUUGAAGAAGCGGCAAAGUACAAUUGGCAUCAAGCAAUGAACCAAUGUUCUCGCCAAGGUUUACAACUAGUGGUCAUCGAUAAUGAAUUAAAAAAUGAGGCUUUAACAACACUAUUGCGUGCAGUUUUUGGCACCUCUCGUGACCUCUGGAUAGGCCAUCAUGAUGAAUUCAAUACCAAAAAGGAUAAAUUGCGAAAUUGGUAUUCCAUGAGCACGGGGGAGGCCCUUCCCUUCAACUACUGGCACAGUGGUGAACCCAAUAAUCAUUGGGGCGAACAUUGUGCUCAAAUAUAUGGCCGUGCGAAUUUUCAUUGGAAUGAUGCUGAUUGUAGCAGCAAAUAUUUUGGCUAUAUUUGUGAAGAACAUCUACGGACUACCCAAUGUCGUGCCAACUUGGAGUUUAAACGAAAUGCCACCAAUGAGCGCAACACUCAAGUUUCAUUGGAUUUUGGUCGCACCCAAAGUAAUGUGCAGCAAAUCAUGAAGAAUACCAGAAACUAUACGGAUAAGCUUAUGGUAGAAUGGAAAAUAGCUUCAGCAAAUAUUUUGGAAAAUUUUAGAAAUUUACAAACAAUUAUUGCCGAUGUUGGCAAAACGAUUAACGAUAUCUAUUUGAAGACGAACGAUGAUAUAUUGAAAUUGGCAGAGUCCACACGUCUGCAUGUGGAGAACACUCAAGAGAAAGGCAAACAAUUAAUUAAUGAUCAACAUGCGGAAUUUGGUGAAAAAUUGAAAAAACUUUACGAAAAUGUUGAUGGCAUAUUUGAAGAAUAAUUAUUUGAAAUUGCUCGAAAGGA
This is a messenger RNA of Stomoxys calcitrans (stable fly), 911 nucleotides long. RefSeq names its product lectin subunit alpha. Gene Ontology annotation, biological process: biological process involved in interspecies interaction between organisms. Lineage: Eukaryota; Metazoa; Arthropoda; Insecta; Diptera; Muscidae. The transcript has 3 exons. The coding region runs from base 1 to 888 and encodes 295 amino acids. Gene Ontology annotation, molecular function: carbohydrate binding. The record is from RefSeq and is a predicted model, not a curated record. Gene Ontology annotation, cellular component: external side of plasma membrane.